UCUGUCUGUUCGUGUACCGAACCGGCACCGUUGGAUUUCACGACGGAGCCACUCCUCAACAACCAAGUUCACGACGUCCCCGUAGCCAUAAUUGCAAGCAACCGUCCACAUUAUCUAUAUAGGUCUCUGCGCUCCCUGUUGGCCCGCUCCGGGGUCAACCCCGAAAUGAUUACCGUGUUCAUCGACGGGUACUACGAGGAACCGCUGGCUGUCGCCAAACUUUUCGGGCUGCGGGGUAUCCAGCAUACCCCCCUGGGGUCAAGGAACGCGAGGAUAGCUCAGCAUUACAAAGCAUCCUUGACAGCUACCUUCAAUAUCUUCCCGUCAUCUCGCUACGCCAUCAUUCUGGAGGAAGAUUUAGACGUAUCUCCCGAUUUCUUCAGCUACUUCAGCCAGACCCUGAGACUGAUAGAGGAGGAUCCAACCGUGUAUUGCGUCAGUGCCUGGAACGACCAGGGCUACGAGCACACGAGCGGAGACCCGGCCUUGCUCUACAGAGUGGAGACUAUGCCAGGCCUGGGCUGGAUACUGAAGAGAUCCCUCUACAAGGAGGAGCUUGAACCCAAGUGGCCGACUCCUGAAAAGAUGUGGGACUGGGACAUGUGGAUGAGGCUGGAUGACAUCCGGAGAGGGAGGGAGUGCAUAGUACCCGACGUCUCCAGAACGUACCACUUCGGGUCAUCAGGACUCAAUAUGAAUUCGUACUUCCAGGACACCUACUUCAAGAAGCAUUCCUUCAACACUUUAGCCUACGUGGAGCUUAGGGAUCUAGACAGGUAA
Molecule: messenger RNA, 780 nt
Organism: Macrobrachium nipponense
Lineage: Eukaryota; Metazoa; Arthropoda; Malacostraca; Decapoda; Palaemonidae
Product: protein O-linked-mannose beta-1,2-N-acetylglucosaminyltransferase 1-like
Exons: 6
Coding region: 166-780 (204 amino acids)
Biological process (GO): protein O-linked glycosylation via N-acetylgalactosamine
Cellular component (GO): Golgi membrane
Molecular function (GO): beta-1,3-galactosyl-O-glycosyl-glycoprotein beta-1,3-N-acetylglucosaminyltransferase activity
Source: RefSeq, a predicted model, not a curated record